AUGGCCCCAGACACAGACACAGCCGUCGGGCCCACAAACAAGGCCAAUAUCGAGCGCAUCGAAAAUGUCGGCCGUGUCGACACUCUGCGCUCCGUCCUCUGGAUCACCGUCACGUGCUCAGAGUCCGCUCUGUGGGCCGCUUCUUCCUCUUCUUCCCACAUACUCCGGCCCACGACCACAACCCGCCACGAGAACAUCUAUACCGUCCCCAACUUUCUGACGGUCGCCCGCCUCAUUGCCGCGCCCUUUGUCGGCUACCUGAUCGUCGCCGACCAGCCUGGCUGGGCCCUCUCGCUGCUGGCCGCCGCUGCCGUCACCGACAUUCUGGAUGGCUGGAUCGCCCGCCGCUGGAACCUGCACACCGUCGUCGGCAGCGUGAUCGACCCCAUGGCCGACAAAGUGCUCAUGACCGUGCUGGCCGUGAGCUUAGCCGCGCAGGGCGGGCUGCCCGUGUGGCUGGCCGUGCUCGUCCUGGGCCGCGACGCGGGGCUGGGCGUGGCCGCCAUCUACUACCGCUGGGUGUCGCUGCCGCCACCCAAGACGUUUUCGCGGUACUGGGACUUCUCGCUGCCGUCGGCCGAGGUGCGGCCGACAACCAUUAGCAAGUACAACACGUUCUUGCAGCUGGCGCUGAUGGGGGUGACCACGGCAGCGCCCGUUCUGGCGGCGAGCACGGGCACGGUGGCGGCGAUGCUGGGCGGACCGUACGACCUGACGGCCGCGCUGACUGUGAUGCAGUACAUUGUGGCAGUGACGACGGUGUGGAGCGGCGCGAGCUACGUGUACAGCAAGGACGCCGUCAAGAUCUUGACGCAAAAGGCCAAGUCGCCAUGA
Sporothrix brasiliensis 5110 is the source of this 834-nucleotide messenger RNA. RefSeq names its product cardiolipin synthase. Gene Ontology annotation, cellular component: membrane; mitochondrion. Gene Ontology annotation, molecular function: cardiolipin synthase activity. The transcript has 2 exons. The coding region runs from base 1 to 834 and encodes 277 amino acids. The record is from RefSeq and is a predicted model, not a curated record. Gene Ontology annotation, biological process: cardiolipin biosynthetic process. NCBI's taxonomy places the organism in Eukaryota, Fungi, Ascomycota, Sordariomycetes, Ophiostomatales, Ophiostomataceae.